Pangasianodon hypophthalmus (striped catfish) is the source of this 1443-nucleotide messenger RNA. RefSeq lists its product as uncharacterized. The transcript is spliced from 6 exons. Gene Ontology annotation, biological process: response to bacterium. The record is from RefSeq and is a predicted model, not a curated record. Bases 1 to 1005 code for a protein of 334 amino acids. NCBI's taxonomy places the organism in Eukaryota, Metazoa, Chordata, Actinopteri, Siluriformes, Pangasiidae.
AUGACACCACUGUGGAUUCUUGUCCUAGCUCUGAACACAAUAUCUCCAGCCCAAUCUUUGGAUUUUUCCAGACCAUCAUUUAUCUCAGUGAAGUCUGGAGAACGUGUUACUCUUAACUGCCCAUUUGGAGGCAUGAAUAGGGCUGAAAGUGUGUUUUGGUACAAACAAAUAUUUGGAGAAAUGCCUCAAAAAGUGGGAGAAAGAAUAACAUAUAAGGAAGUCAAAAUUUCCUCCACGUUCAAGACGUCAGGAUUUAAUAUGGAUGUGACUGAUAACGGCAUUUCUCUGACAAUCUCACAUGUAAAAAAAGAACAUGGAGGACUUUACUACUGUGAACAAUCUUACCUUGAUGAUGUUACAUUAUCCGGUGGAACACUCUUGGCUGUAACAGGAGAUGGAGUUGUAAAAGUGUCAGUGUUACAGAGCAGUGUGUUGGACUCGGUUCCUGCAGGAGCGUCAGUGACUCUGCAGUGCUCGGUUCUCUCUGAGAGCAGAGCAGCAGAUCUCCAAGUGCUCUGGUUCAGAGCUGCUCCAUCACAAUCCCAUCCUCAAAUCAUUUACACUCAUCACAACAGCAGCCAUCAGUGUGAGAGCAGCUCUUCUACACACACCUGCGUGUACAGCUUCUCCAAGAACAUCAGCCUCAAUGAUACUGGCACUUACUACUGCGCUGUGGCCGUGUGUGGGAAGAUCAUUUUUGGGAACGGGACACGAGUACAAUUAAAAACACCUUCACUCAUACAAUCUGUGGAUCCUGUAGUGAUCUUUCUCGCUGUAGCUUUGGGAGUGUGUGUGGUUGUGAUCUUUGCUCAUGUCGUAAGCUAUAAAGGGAGAAACUGUGAUUACUGCAGUGUGAGAUCUCAUCAAUGUUCUGUUGUAGAGAAAACACUGAAUCAGGGCCGUUCUGCUGUCGAGGUCAAUUUCUCUGCUUUACAUUUCAAAGACAGGAAACUCAAACCACAAGAUAGUGUGUAUUCUGAAGUGAUAUACUCCUCUUUUGCUUAGAAUAUAUUUCAGUAAUGCUUUAUAUUGAGCAUGAUAUUACUGCACCCGUCACUCACUGUUUCAUGAAUGCAUUGAUCAAUAGUAAAUCUAGAGCAAGUCUUACAUGUAUUAUUAUUAUUAACUUUUCUGUAGCUGUAAGUAGAAGAAUUCAGUAGUUUGAAGUAAAAGUAAGAGGAAAGAUCAGAUGAAAGCUCAUAACAUCUGAAAUCACUUUAAACUAUUAGGAUUGUUACAGUCCCAUGCCGAAUGUAGGUGCACUCUACAGAAUUUCUGUAAUUUCUACAAUAAAAUGUUGUGUUUAAACAAGUGUGAUCAUUUUAAUAUAUUUUACUUAUUUCAAUACAGCAACCUGAAAAAAUUAAAUUUACUGUAAAACUACGACCCAAAAGCAUUUACAUGAAGAAGCAAAGGCCUUCAUCUUUUCCUGGCUGUUAGUAA